UUUUUAGUAUUAUUCUUUAUUUCUCAUGCAAAUUUUAGAAGCGAGCAGAAAAUACAUAAAUGAAAGCUGAAGCAUUUGGUAAAAGCAGCAGAAGAAGAUUUGAAACCAGUAUCUACCAGUUGACUAGUAACAAGACGGCGGGAAUAUUCUGAUUUUCUGUGUUGUGUGUUUACAUAUAACGAAUUUCUUUGGAUGUGGAAACGAUUUUAUUGACAUCAGAAUGUCGGUUGCAACUAAUAGCAUUUUGAAAUUACUUAGUGAUUUAUCAUCUUCUUCUGACAAGAUUGUUGAAGAAAAUGCAUCAGAAUUCAUGCUUCCUCGUAUUUCAGAAUGGAUAUCUCUGGUCAAAAACAAAGCUCGUAGCAUUGUAGAAAGUGAAAGUGUGGACUCUGAAUCUGGAGUGGUACCAAGCUUAAUGCCCUUUUUAAAAGGUUCUAGUAAGAAAGGUCCUAGAGUUUCUACAGUGUUGACAGAAAUUCAGAAGUUACAUCUACAUAAGAGAGGAAAAGAUAAUGUAAAAAGUCGUAAAUCACGACGGUUUUCAGUAAAGACUCCAUUGCAACGGAAGUCUGAUAUAAAAGGCACUAAUGAGACUUUCUUUAUUCGUUCAGAAAAUGAUACACCAAAAUUGAAAAUACCACCUCCAGUUACUAAAAUAGAUGGAAUUAGUUACAGUCAAAAUGUUAAUAGUUCAGCAUCAUCAAGUGAAAGAAAGGAAGAAACUCCUCUUGCAACAUUUACUCCUGCAAGUGGAAAAAGUACUUCUAAGAUAAAGGACAGAAAUUCCAAGAGAAAAUCAUCAUCAGAGCUCUCACUAGAAAAGGUUAAAAAAUCUAAAGUGAGUAUUGAUGAGGUAAAUGACCUCAGAGAGAGAGAGAAGUCAAUGCAGAAUUCUAAUGUAGAAGAGCUGAUGAAAUCAAAAAAUUCAUCGCUGUUGCCUAAUAAUGCUAAUAUCAAGUCAUCUGUUGUUGCAAAUGCUGUAGUCCUCAAAGAAAACCGUGUAUUGCGAUCUAAAAUAGAAACAAAACAAGAGAAAGCUGUUGAAAAUCGUAAAAAUAUCUUGGCUCUUCGACAGCAGAAACUACAACAAAACAAAAGAACAAGGGAAGAGAAAAUGGAAAAAACUCUUCAACAGCGCAUGAAAUUGGAAAAAGAAAAGCUGAGUAAAUUAAGAUCUGGAACACGAAAAAAAGACUGUACCAAUUCCAACAAAGAAGCAACUCCAAGAGCUAUGCAUAAAAUUGUUGCAGAGAAUGAAACUCUCGGAGAAACCUCUAAUUCUACAAAAAGCAAAGAAAAAGAAAAGCAUACUUCUGUAAAGAAACUGCAGAUGAAUGCAAAAAAAACUGGCACUUCUGUUUUGAAAAGCAAUGAGAAGACUCCAAUUAAGAAAAAUCCAAAACAUGAAACAGAAAAGAUGAUGAAUGUUACCUACAUUGCCACCGAACAACCUACAAGUAAUAAAGGGAACUUUAUAAGCGAGACAAAUAUUGGUACCAAUUCAGAAACUUUGAAGGGUGUCUCAAAUGAUAAUAAACCCCAGACGCAUACUAAAGGUAUUAAAACUCUAUCAAAAACUAUGAAGCCGUUGUUUGAGCAGCAAAAGCAGCUAGCUAAUUCUACUAACUCUAAUACGCCAAUGCACAGAAAGGGCCCUGAAAGCUAUGCUAUAACACCUGCUCGCUCAUCUUUUGUUAGCUACGAUAUUAGUGAAAUCCGGUCUGAUUCAGAAGAGGAAGAACAAGAAACUAGUUCAAAACCUAUACCCCCUUGGGCUACAGGAGUGCGUUUGCGAAAUGCGUUAUUACAACAGCACCAUCAUCCUAUUGAUACAGAUGAAUUAUUUGGCAAUUUCUUUGAUCCCCCAGAUUUGGCUCUGAUCAUGGGUAUUAAGAAAAAACAUUAUAACAAGCGCACAAGUUCUGCUGUUUGGAAUUCUUCUUUUUCAUAAUAUACAUGACUGAUAUUGUAUUGUAAAUUAUGUUUAUAUUUGCUUUCCAUAUUUGUAUCGAUUCUCAGUAAAUAAAUGCAUAUUAUAAUUAAA
Argiope bruennichi is the source of this 2044-nucleotide messenger RNA. Its product is annotated as inner centromere protein A-like. The coding region runs from base 221 to 1951 and encodes 576 amino acids. Gene Ontology annotation, biological process: mitotic cytokinesis; positive regulation of protein serine/threonine kinase activity; metaphase chromosome alignment. Gene Ontology annotation, molecular function: protein serine/threonine kinase activator activity. Lineage: Eukaryota; Metazoa; Arthropoda; Arachnida; Araneae; Araneidae. The transcript has 10 exons. Gene Ontology annotation, cellular component: nucleus; meiotic spindle midzone; midbody. The record is from RefSeq and is a predicted model, not a curated record.